This is a messenger RNA of Nicotiana attenuata, 1359 nucleotides long. RefSeq lists its product as uncharacterized. The transcript has a single exon. The record is from RefSeq and is a predicted model, not a curated record. Lineage: Eukaryota; Viridiplantae; Streptophyta; Magnoliopsida; Solanales; Solanaceae. Gene Ontology annotation, molecular function: RNA-DNA hybrid ribonuclease activity; nucleic acid binding. Bases 1 to 1359 code for a protein of 452 amino acids.
AUGGCUGGAAGAUGCCAACCAUUUAGUCACGUCAUGAAGAAAGGGGUUCCUUUUGAAUGGGACCAAGCUUUCAAAAAUGCUUUUGAAAGCAUUAAGUCUUAUCUGAUGAAAUCUCCAGUACUGGCAACCCCCAUACUUGGAAAGCCAUUAAUAUUAUACAUUUCAGCACAGGAAAGGUCAGUAGGAGCGCUUCUCACUCAAGGAAACAAUGAAGGCAGAGAAAAUGUGCUUUAUUACUUGAGUAGGAUGAUGACGCCAAAUGAGCUCAAGUAUUCGCCUAUUGAGAAGUUAUGUUUGGCACUUGUCUUCUCUAUUCAAAAGAUGAAGCAUUACUUCCAAGCUCACGUUGUGCUACUCGUCUCAAGAGCAAACCCUAUCAAGUUUAUCAUCUCUAAACCAGUCCUAAGUGAUCGAUUAGCGAGGUGGUACCUCCAGUUUCAACAAUUUGAAAUUGUGUAUGUUCCUCAAAAGGCAGUAAAAGGACAAGCAUUAGCAGACUUCCUAGCUGACCAUCCGAUUCCAAAUAAUUGGGAGUUGUCUGAUGAAUUGAAUGAUGAAGAUGCAAUGGUCAUAGAAAUUCAGCCUCCUUGGAAGAUGUACUUUGAUGGCGUUGCACAUCGUGAAGGAGCUGGCACUGGAAUAGUGUUUAUCACUUCUCAAGGAGAAGUUUUGACCUAUUCUUUCACUCAGACACAACGGUGCUCCAAUAAUGUUGUUGAAUAUCAAGCGCUCAUACUUGGGCUUGAAAUGGCUGUGGAUAUCAAACAAUUGCAAUUACAAGUUUUUGGAGAUUCCAAGUUAGUGAUCAAUCAAAUUUUGGGUAGCUAUGAGGUCAAGAAGCCAGAGUUGGUGCCAUAUCACAAAUAUGCUCAAAGAUUGGUAAGUUGGCUUGGAGAGGUAACUAUUAAACACGUGCAGAGAAAGGAAAAUAAGAGAGCUGAUGCAUUAGCAGCCUUAGCUUCUACAUUAUCUUUGCCUGAUCAGACACAAGUCGUUGUUUGCCAAAGAUGGGUAGUUCCUCCACCAAAUGACUAUGAGGAAGAAGAAAGCGAAGUUGAGCAUAUUGCUUCCGUUCUUGAGGUUGAAAUUGAAGACUGGCGACAACCAUUAAUAGAUUAUCUUUGUUACGGUAUAUUGCCAGAAAAUCCUCGAAGGAAAACGAAAAUCCGAAGGAUACCCCCUCGUUUUCUUUAUUACAAGAAUACACUCUACAGACGAUCAUUUGAUGGAGUGCUCCUACGUUGUUUGGGGACUGACGAAUCCCUUCAAGCCUUGCAAGAAGCACACUCUGGAGUAUGUGGUGAGCAUCAAUCUGGGCCAAAACUUCAUUUCCACAUAAAAAGAAUGGGGUAUUAUUAG